UCCAUGGGCGUGGAAUUGAACAACCGAACAACAAAAACACAAGCCAAACCAAAGCUGCCUUCCGCCGGAUUGGAAACUACCAGAUGCUACCAGCGCUGCUAAUCCAACGCUUUCCACCUUAAAAAUAUCCGAUUAGCGCCUGUAUUAACGACCCGUAGGCCUCAGCCACUUGAAGAAUUAUAUAGCCACCAUUAGAGAAGAAGGUAGGAAGGGGAGAGCAGCCAAGACACAAGAAAGGGUGGGGAGGACUGGAGAAAAGGUUAGGAAGGGGAGGGAGAGAAAUCGAGGGGAAGGAACCCUGGAGGAAUUGGCCGGAAUAGAUCGGAAUUCUUGGGCGAAUUCCUAGCGAUCGGAUCGAAGCAAUCCAAUCCUUGAAGUCGGCCAUGCGGUUGAUUCCUCUGUUUGGUUUGUCUGGAUUGUGAUGGGCAUGGCUCAUCCCAGGUUUCUGGUUGCUUGCUCAGGCUCCAAGUUAUGCUUCAUCUCCGGUUGCUGUAGUAGCAGUGGAAAGAUGAUGAUAUCCUUGCUUCAGAUGCAUUUGAGUCGGAUAUCAGAGUGUGGUUCUACCCUUCCAGUAUUGAUUGAUUUCAGUUGAUGAUUCUUGGAGCAUCAGUUUGCUGUUCUGGUGACUGAAAUACAGAUUCUGAAGGACAUCAAAAGAAGUUGAAUAAAUUCAUUUUAGGUGCAAAUCUAAAUUAGGAAACAAAAUCUUUCAGCGAGGAUAAGAAAGAUUGGUUGCGAUGGGUUUACCUCAACUUUCUUCAGUCAAGGAUGAUGCGCCAACGGCACUGCACACAUCCUUUUCGUGCCCUCCACAUUGUGGAGGUGUUGGUGCCUGUGAUUUGGAUGGCCUUGCAGGAAGCUCAAGUAGCAGGGUGUUAUCAUACCCAUUGAUUGGUGAUUUUAACAGAAAAACUGCAUUAGAUGCUCCGAACGAAUCAAAUGGGUAUUCCAAAGACGGUCAUGUGUUUGACGAACCUGCAGACCUUCAUGGACCAAAAAUCGACUCGAGAGAUGCAAAUUCUAGGCUUUGUCCUAAACUGGUGCCUUCUGUCCAUAUGCCAGCAAGGAGGGUUGUGGGCUUUGAAUCUAGUUGUAUUGGGGCUUCUGAUGGAACAGAAACAGAUACAGUCAAUUCAUCUUUGGUCCACAGCAAUUGUCAUUGGCCAUUUGAUCAGCAUGAGCUUCAGGCAAGGAAGAGACUGCUCUCCCCAUUGAAAAAUGUGCUCCCUAAACAGUUCCAUGGUGAUAUGCUCAACAUUUCUUCUGGUGAUUCUAGAUUUAGGCAUUCUGAUUUAACCGGUAAACUAUACAGUUCUGGCUUCCAAGAUAAUAAAAAAGCCAACACCAGAUGCCUCAAUUCUUUUGAAACACAGGACACUCCAACCUCUAGGUGCUCUAAUUGGAGCCCAGAAUGGGAUGUUACUAGGAGCAAUUCUAAUUCAUUCACUGAUGGUCCUUUACUUGGAAGCAAGGAUUCUAUAUCGUAUUAUGACCAUCUAGCAGCUAGUGCGAAAUUAGCACACUCUCCGCUUUCUCUAUCUCCUCUUAGCCCUAAAUAUAUGAACAAAAUUAAGGUUACAGGAUCUCAAAGAUAUAUAAUGAGAGAUCUUGAAAAUGACUUCCUUGAUUUAAAGGAAACUGGAGGUUCUGAUGGAACUAGGAUGCAGGAGAUAUCAGAAGAAACUAACUUCUUACAUGAUGAACUUGAUGUUAUGACACCUAAAUGGAGUUCACUGAGAAGAUACCGAAAUUGGGGCCCUGAAUUUUCCCCUACAUCUCCUCGAAUCAGUUAUGGUCGGAGUUCGAGUUUGCUUGUGAGGAGGUCACUAGUUGGCUCCUUUGAGGAGUCCCUUUUAUCUGGUCGAUACUCAAAUGGAAAAGACAAUCAGACAAUUGAUGGUUUUUUAGCUGUUCUAAAUAUCACUGGUGGUAGUUUCUUCCCCACAACUCAGAAACUUCCAUUCUCAGUAACAAGCAUCCAUGAGGAUAGCUCCUUAUUGUACUAUUCUUCUAUUGAUCUUGCGGGGAGGUUGCCUGCUAAUAACAGCAAAAGCCCGAAGCUCCAAAGAAGCUAUAGUAAUAAUGAUUCGCGAUCAGCAAAGAGUCGUCUACGCAUCCCUGUUAAGGGUCGCAUACAACUGGUCGUGAGCAACCCGGAGAAGACUCCACUUCAUACUUUCUUCUGCAACUAUGAUUUGAGUGACAUGCCUUCUGGAACCAAGACUUUCAUGCGGCAAAAGGUCACAUUGUCCCCCUCUGUCUUACCCUCUAAUCCUGCGGAAGAAGGAAACAGGGCCGGUGAUGUUAAUGUUGGGCCCAAAUCUUCUCAGUCAGUCUCAUGUGGAAGUGAACCUAGAGAAUGGGGAACUCUAUGUUGUAAAUGUAAUGGAGCUGGCUGCAGCUGUGGACAGAACUGCAAGUCAAAUGACGAAUCAGAAAAAGGAGAUCUGAACGCGAGAUGUCGUUCAUCGGAGAGUGGUUCUAAAGAAUCUACUAAAUCUAGCUCUCCUGGGAAUAAGAAAAACAAUUCUGAUUCUGAUGAUUGCUGCUGUCAAGUGGAUAAGGUUGGCUUAGUUGGAAAGAAACCGUGCUGCUCAUCUUCUAAGAUCAAUGAUAGUUCAGGCGGAGGUGUGCUUCGUUAUGCUCUUCACCUACGUUUUCUGUGCCCCUCCUCCAAGAAAUCCUCGAAAUCAAUGUUACGGUGCAAAUCUGAUCCAUCAUCAGCGCCAUACAACAGUAAUACAGUGGCCGAGGAAGAGCGUAGAUUCUAUCUCUACAACGAUCUUAGAGUUGUAUUUCCUCAAAGGCACUCAGAUUCAGAUGAAGGCGAGCUGCGAGUGGAGCAUGACUUUCCCGCUGAUCCAAAGUACUUCGACAUAAGCAACUGAUGUUUACCUGUGCUCUGAUCUCUCUUGUAUAGCUUGCGCUCCUGCGCAUAAAAUGAAUCUGUAAAUAUUUUACCAUGACUAACUCGGUCACCAGCCGUUUCAUCUUUCGCCAGCAAACUGUACAGGUUUAAUCUUACAAUAAAGUGCAUGUCCUCAAAUAUUCCAUCUA
Molecule: messenger RNA, 3057 nt
Organism: Panicum hallii
Lineage: Eukaryota; Viridiplantae; Streptophyta; Magnoliopsida; Poales; Poaceae
Exons: 7
Coding region: 738-2888 (716 amino acids)
Source: RefSeq, a predicted model, not a curated record